GGUCAAUGUGUGGGACAUCAGUUGAAUCAUCGAUACUUACAUAUAUACAUACAUCGAUUCUGAACUGUGCAUGCAAUUUGCUGCAUUUAAACUUUAAUUAUUUUAAAAAGCAUUAAAGUUUUACAUAACAUAAGUCUAUUUUUUAAUAAUUGAAAAGAACAUAGUUUUCUGGACAUUUAGAUUAGUACAUAAAAACAGAAUGUUUAAAAAAUCUUUGUUAUCUCUUUUAAUAAGUGUUGUUAUAUGCAUUAGUCGAGCUCAGUCUCCGAUAGAACCUGAACCUACAAAAGCCUUAAAAAUUAUCAAGUGCUACUCAUCGUCAAUUGCAGAGGACAUAAUUUCACUUCCACAAAACUUACUGAAACAAAAAACUAGAAACUCGACUGAUGAAAUUAUUGUUGGAUUAAUUACUAACAAGCUGCAGGUUCUUGAAUGUCUCGAAACACUAAACCUGGAAAUUAUAUUGGACCACCAGGAAAAUACUUCCCAGUCAAAAUUAUUGUUCCUUUCAAAUGGAUACGCAAUAUAUAACCAGACCAACUUUCUUCCUCCAGAAGAUUUUUGUUUGGAAAGAAAAUCAGCAUCUACUCUGAAAUUCAAAAUUUGCCUUCCAAGGAAAAUCUGUUCGCCUCAAUCUCCUUGCAUUAGGAAAUGCUGCGACAUGGAUCAAGUACUUGACCUUUCUCAAUUUGCUUCCCAGGGAAAACUCAUGUGCAAAAGGAUGAGUAAUAACUCAACAAUGUGGUCGCCUCAAUUGUACAAAGAUGCCUACACAAAAACUAAUAGUGUCGUCAAAAUGAAUUUCAUAUCCCAAAACCCAAAGUCUUUCUGCAACGGGGAUGCAACGUUACUAAGUUUGAUGCCAUUUGCUUCACAGGAUAUCUCUCCAUUUCGGAUUUUGGAAGAUGGUUCUGUUAUAGAGAAAAUGGGAAGAAACGCCUGGCUUCCAGUUCCAGGGGAUGCAAUGUGUGUGGAUGGAGCACAAAAUCUUCCAUUCUCUGAUGAUGGUGAUAAAGUUUCCACUUCCGGUCAAUUUGCUGGUGAUGAAAAGGCCACUGUGGUGAUUGACUGCAGGUCCUUCAUGUUUGAAGGGAGAAACGAACGACAUGAAAAGUUCGUCGCAAUUUACGUCAUAGCUUUAUUAAUUGCUAUAUUUUUUCUCGUUCUAACCCUGGUGGCGCACAUUGUUUUGUGGAGACGACAAACAAUUCGUGGUUGGGCUUUGAUGGGUUACGUUACCUUUCUUGCCCUAGAAUUUGCCUUCCUGAUUUUGGCAAGAGUGACCACUUCAAGUGGCGUCAUAUGCACAAUGGCUGCGAUCGGGACUCAUUUUACUGCACUGGCUACAUUCAGCUGGCUGACAACCAUGAAUUUCGAAAUUUCAAAAAUUUGGUGGAACUUUCGAACAAUGAAUCCAUGCACCACAAAAAAGGACCAGCUAAAAAUGUUUAUGUUAUACGCAACGUUUGCCACCACUAUCCCGAUUUGCAUUGUCACCCUAGGACUAAUUUUGGAACGGAUUUAUGGGAGUGAUCAAUUCAGUGAAGUAAUCGUCCCAGAGUAUGGAAAAUUGCGAUGCGGCCUUGGAACAUCUGCAGAGUUUCCGUAUCUUUUUGGACCAAUUUCAUUUCUUCUGGGAUCAAACCUUGUGUUUUUAUUUAUUACGCUCUAUUACGUAUUUAAACACCAAAAAGUUCUGCGAUUGAAUGGAAUGAAGACAAAAAUUUUGAGCGACAAACUUCGAUUUUUCGGCAUGUUAUUCCUAGUGGCUGGAGUCACUUGGAUUUUUGAUGUAAUUUCAUGGGCCACAACACCAAGUAAUUCAGCAACUCCGUGGUACUGGAUGUUUUUUGACUUUGUAAAUAUUUUCCAAGCAAUUGCAAUUUUCCUCAUUUUUGUGUGCAAUAAAACCACGAUGCAUCAUUUGCAAAAGGAAUUUCCAAUUUUAUCAAGGUUUAAAUUGUGGUCAACGCCAGACGAUGCGAAAAACGUAGUGCAUGAGAGGAAUAUGAAAAAUGGAAAUGGAGUGGACAGGAAACUUAGUAUUACUCAAGUUUUCAGUAUAACGGAAAAUUUGAAAAAUAAUCUCGAGCUGAAAUAGAAUAGCAAUAACUAUUCAUGCAACUAAUUGGAAUAAAUAAAAAUAUAAAUAAAGCUCUUUGAAGUUAA
Molecule: messenger RNA, 2169 nt
Organism: Folsomia candida
Lineage: Eukaryota; Metazoa; Arthropoda; Collembola; Entomobryomorpha; Isotomidae
Exons: 9
Coding region: 200-2101 (633 amino acids)
Biological process (GO): cell surface receptor signaling pathway; G protein-coupled receptor signaling pathway
Cellular component (GO): membrane
Molecular function (GO): G protein-coupled receptor activity
Source: RefSeq, a predicted model, not a curated record